This is a messenger RNA of Papilio xuthus (Asian swallowtail), 1534 nucleotides long. RefSeq names its product protein CNPPD1. Gene Ontology annotation, molecular function: cyclin-dependent protein serine/threonine kinase regulator activity; protein kinase binding. NCBI's taxonomy places the organism in Eukaryota, Metazoa, Arthropoda, Insecta, Lepidoptera, Papilionidae. The record is from RefSeq and is a predicted model, not a curated record. The coding region runs from base 159 to 1385 and encodes 408 amino acids. Gene Ontology annotation, cellular component: nucleus; cyclin-dependent protein kinase holoenzyme complex. Gene Ontology annotation, biological process: regulation of cyclin-dependent protein serine/threonine kinase activity. The transcript has 5 exons.
UUCUUUCCUGAUUUCCUGUUGCUUUCUGUUUUUCUGUUUUGUGCCGUCGAGUGGCGGUGUUCUGCACAACUUUUAUUUUUAGAUUAAAAAAUUCAUAAUAUUUGUGUUGACAGCGUCGUUCAACUUGAAGUUAAAUAGAGCAAGAAACAAGCUUAAUCAUGUCAAAUAUUUCAAAAAGACGAAAGGAAGGCUCAAAGGCCAAGAUCAAGACUAUUGGAGACCAUGAUGAGUUUCUAAAGAGAAUUACCAAAACUUUGUACUACGGUGAGCUGCCUGACCUGCCUUGCCUCAGUCUUCCCGUCACUGAGAUCUCAUGUGAGCUGUGGUCAGUGGCACAGCGCGGGCGAUCGCUGCGACGACUGCGCGCAGAUGCGGCUGCUGGUAUCGCUCGCAGCGCCUGUGUGUCGCCCUGUGCCCUUGUGCUUGCCAUUCUCUAUUUGGAACGCCUCAAAUCCUGCAACAAGGACUACCUAGCUUCCGCUGCACCUGCAGACCUCUUUCUUGUCUCCUUGAUGGUGAGCAACAAGUUUUUACAAGAUGAUGGAGAGGAUGACGAAGUGAUUUGCUCCGAGUGGGCGGCAUCCGGAGGCCUCAAGUUGGACCAGCUCAAGAAACUCGAAGUGGAAUUUCUAAAUGCUAUUGAUUGGAAUGUUUAUGUGAACGAAAGAUCAUUCGAAGCGGGGCUCUUGUGGCUGGAGCGGCAAGUGGCACUCCGACAGGCGAAUCUGCGAGGUUUCUUCACAUACGGCGACCUGGCGGCGAGCUGCGACGGGGCCCUGCUGUGCGAGGUGGUGGGCGCGCUGCGUGCGGCAUGCGCGGCGGCGGCGCUCGGCUACCUCUCGAGUCUGCUCACGGUGCUCACCUCAACACUUGUGCUGUCGCAGGCGUGGCUGCCCGCGCUACAGUACGCGGCGGCGCGCGGCGCACUCUCCGCUCUCGACACAAAUGUUAUGACCGACAAAUCCGACAUUGCACCGUUCCUCAGCAACCGCACGCUGGAUCUCGUACCGGACUCGGCAAACGAGGAGGAGCCCGCGCUGCCGGAGAAACUGAAGUGCUGCACUAGGUGGCUACAAUAUCAAGACAGAACUGAUACAAAAAAUCACUGGCAUCAUAAUGUCAUCGCAUACGACUGGAAAUCUUUCGAAACGUGGUGGUCUAAAACUCCGCUAUUGAACUGGCUGUAUCACAGCUCCGUCAUCGGUCCCAUGCAGAGAUGGUUGGAAAAAGUCGACGAGUAUGCCGAUUUAUUUAAAAAGAAACUAUACAACGUUGAAGGUACAAUAGAUCAGGAGCGGUGUAGCGAGGAGCAUCGAGACUGCGUCCGGCAGUGGUUGAACCUGAGCAAACUCAACAUGUUACUGGCCUCUGCCGCUGACCGCUAGAGACCACAGCUGCAGAACAUCACUUACACUUGUCGGCCAAAUACAGCUACUUCUAUCUGUUUUCACUUUCUAUUGGCUAAAUUAAGCAAAAUAUUACUAAUUCAACUAAAGCUCAGUAAAUUAUUAUUUUAUUUUUAAUAUGUUUAACA